Messenger RNA from Aspergillus neoniger CBS 115656, 554 nucleotides. RefSeq lists its product as uncharacterized. The transcript has a single exon. The record is from RefSeq and is a predicted model, not a curated record. Lineage: Eukaryota; Fungi; Ascomycota; Eurotiomycetes; Eurotiales; Aspergillaceae. Bases 142 to 375 code for a protein of 77 amino acids.
GUUACCCAGCCUAUGGUCAACGAGCAUGUUUUUGGGCACCCUCAUUCUCUUCACCUGGAUGAUCGCUUUUUGACCACCUUGACCCAACCGUGUCCUUCAAUAUUCACAUCAAUCCUGUGUCUUAUUCCUUCUUUCCACCACAUGAACUAUAACCAGCCAGAAUUUUUUUACGCUCCAGAAAACUCCAAUGUCUUCCUUGUGACAUUGCUCACUUACGCCUCCUUCGAGGCCUUACGUGAAGCGAUCAACGUACAUAUGGUGCUCGCUCGUUGGGUGGGUAUGGCCGGCUCAAGCUGGUUUUCCUCCUUAGUUACCAUGUUGAUCCUUUGGUGUGUCAUCUUCCCGAGGAUCCCACCCAAAACUACGAUGGCUUGAGAACACAGACAAGACCUAAGAGCGUCCUCCAGUCUAUGCAUGCCUAUAUCAUCUGCUUAUGUUGACCUAAUCGCUUCGGAGUUCGUACGGUCUCAGGCUAAUAAGUGCAUAGGUGCUGAGGAGGGGCAUGUCUGGGGUAGUAGGUCAAUUGAGCGGGUAUGGCCUUUUUUCCAUCCGGC